GCAAAUUAAUGCCCAUGAUUUUGGAUUGAGACGUUCAAAGAGCAGGUGUCCACAUACUUUUGGUCAUGUAGUGUAGAAGAGACAUCAUUAUCACAGGGCCCAGUCUAAGAUGCUCUAUUUUACUGAAUACAUUAUUCAUUAUUUCUGAAUUGAGAGUUACAGCAUGUUAGUGUUAAAUAACUUGCAUAAUUUGUCCCAACUUCAGCAAACAUUUUCACAGACAUUUAACAUAAACCGACACCUGUAAACCGACACCUACUUUCAGUAAAGAAAGUUAAUGUUCCAUUUUCCUUUAGAGACUAGAGUCCUCAAACUCAACUCUGGACCUCGAAACAAGUUCCACUGCAUUUAGUCAUUCUUCCUCUCUAAUCAGGGACUGAUUUAGACCUGUGACCCCAGUGUAGUGCAAUUAAUUAUCAGGUAUUACAGAAAACCAGCAGGCUCCGGACCUCGUAGGGUAAGAGUUCAGUACCCCUGCUCUAGAAGAUACUACAACAGACUUUAUUUAAAUCACCGUUUUCAUAGGAAUGCAUGAUUGGUCAGUUAAAACAGGUAACACUUCAUAUGGAUGUUCUCUUUAUAAUGCAUUAUAGGAGCAUUAAUAACACCUUCUAUUCAUAAUGCAUCAGGAUGCACAACAUAGGUGCUAAUAACUGCUCAUGAACAUCUAUAACUGCAUAAAGCAUUAUCACCAGGAUGUGUAAUGCCUUAUGAAGCAAAGUAUUACUAUGCCAGAUGCCAUAUUUGAAAAGCACAUUAGGAUCGUUAUAUUAUACAUUCUGUGCUCAUUAAGUGGUAGGCUAUAUUCUAAUUUCACUGCAUACCCUCUUACACCUAUGUAACUCUGUCUUGCGUACUUAAAGGGAUAGUUCACCCAAAUUAAAAAACUACAUGUUGUUGUUCUUACCCUGUAAGCAGUCUAUGGACACGUUAAGAAAGCAAUCCAUGCUUUGGUUUUGUUUACUGUACUUGGUUAGAAAUAUGCAUUUUAGCAUUUGUGGCACAAAUCCAAGUCAAUAACCCUGUUAAAAGCGUUUUUCACAAAUCAUCCUAAAGUGUCAACAUUUGAUUGUGUACCACAAUUCAGUUAUUUUAAGAUGAUUUGGACAUGAAGCACGAAAAAAAUGCAAGAAAUCGGAUAUUGGCUUCACAUUACUUGACAUGGGAUUUGAUCUAAAAAGUUUGCAUUUGACGACAAUGGUCAGGUUAACAAAACCAAAGCAUGGAUUGCUCUCUGAGCUUGUUCAUAGACUGCUUACGGGGUAUAGAAAGCAAAUUAUAUUUUGUAAUUUGGGUGAACUAUCCCUUUAACAGGAGUGCGGAACUCCUACGUGAAGUCGUUACAUUAUAGCCCUCUGACACAAUUUCUAAAGAGCAUUUCAUGUAGGUCAUACCACUUAGCUUCAUAAUCAUAAGGCAUUAUGCUGCCUGCUUUAAAUGCUGUAGGAAUAUAUAGACAUGUAUUAGCAGCCAUUAGUGCCUAUUUCAUGCAAUAUGAUGUAUAAUGCAUAGAUUAGAAGGUGUUAUAAAUGCACUUAUAACACAUUAUGAAGAGGGUAUUCAUAGGAAGUGUUAUCCACAGGUCCUGCGGAAGGAACUGUACCCCACAUCCCCACCUACUAGUGACAUUGUGAAAAAUACCACACCUUUAGACAGUAAUUGUGUAGCUAUGUUGAUAUUUGUGUUCACCAUUUCAUUAGAAUGUUUAUUACAGUCAAAGUGUCUGUCAGGUCAAAUGACUUAGGCGAAUGACAUACCCACAUACAUUGAGACCUUAUAACCUUAGUGUCAGAAAAGGUUCAUUUUCUUCACAUUUUGAUUAUGGUAAUUUGACGUACUUGUAAUGUAUUUGAUAUGUCAUGUCUGUGGGUUGGUCUCAUAUAUAUAUAUGAAUGGCUUUCGCCUGAUGCUUUUUAUGGUUAGUUACCGUUCAUACUUAUUUUGUUUUAUUUCCUUAUUACAUUUUCAUUACCAUUUUAUAGUACUAUGCAUUUUGAUUGUUGGAUUGAUAUGAUCUGCUCAUACAUUGCAAUAAAAGGGAGUGAGUUAAGACUAUUGUUUAAUGAACGACUCAGGUCUGAUGGAUACAAUUGUCCCUCAUACUCUCAUGUAUUAUUUGUAACAAACUUUCUGCAUGUAUCAGUAUGAGGAAACCUCCACAUUAUUGUCAUAUCUACUUUUUAGCCUGCAAGUUUAGGAAGGCUAUUUUGCAGAGUUUUGUGUUUGGUCACAACUUGUUUUAUUUAAUACAUUAACAUUUAGUCAUUUAGCAGAUUAUCCUUGCUCAAGUGUACAUCGCCAGAUUUUUCACCUAGUCUGCUCAGGGAUUCGAACCAGAUACUUUUUGGUUACCGGUCCAUCGCUUCUUAGUAUUAUAAUAUGCGUUUAAUUCCUUUCAUCAUUAAAAUAUUCCUUUCCAGUUUGUGGUCGUGUCUUCUUCAAAUGAGACACCGGAGGAGAGGAAAAGAUCAAACUCUGAUUUAUUUAGUCUUCUGUCACUCUUGUUUUCAGUUUUUCAAGUUUAUGCAGACACACACACACACACAUAUACAUACAUUCAGGCACUCACACAUACACAUACACACACGCACACAAGUCCAGGCUCAUGAUCUUUCAGGUAAAAUGUGUAUGAUUUGUGUGAUGUCUGUAACUCAACAGUAAUGUAUUCUCUGAACUGCCUAAGUGUUCUAUUGUCAUGAAGCUUCAGGUAACAUUUGAUAUAGAUGUCUUGUCUAUACAUCCCAGUCACAUGGCAAGAAUGUCCUCUGGUUUUAGACUUACAGUAUUAUAUUACAGUACAUAAGAGACAGGGGUUGGAGGUCGUUCUAAUACCAUACCUCCUCCUCCUCCGCUUAUAUAAACAACCAGGAAAUGCCUUUACUUUCUUUUCGAUUUCACUGAGCGUGGAGGUGGAUGUGUCAUGUCAGAACUGAAAAUGUUUUUGUUUGAAGUGGGUUUUUUUGUUGCUGUUUUGCAAGUCUAUCCAACCUACGCUGUCGAGAAUCAAGCAUGUACUUCGGUGGAAAUUGAUUGUGGAAAUUUGAAGACCAGGGAUGGUAGAUACAUGUAUCUAUUCAGCAUUCCAGGUGUAUCUGACAUUGCGGUGUACAACAAUAUAGGGAAUGCCAUUGCCAACCGUGGAGGGAACAAGCCAAUGGAAUUUGAUAAGAAUGAGGUGGUAACGAUGAACAACAGUUCAAUCACCCUCUAUAAAUGCCAAAAUCUGACAAUGAACUUCAUUUACAGUGACGCUACACAGCAGAAGGCUGGAACUGAGUCUAAUGGCGAAGAACCCUCAGUUAAGGAGAGAUGUUCCCAUUACAUUGUCACAGAGAUGAGGAAUGAGGUUGUGACAACAGUACCUUUGAAUUCAACCAUCAUCCCAGAUGAAGACAAUCCUGAUGCAAACCGUGGUGACACUAGUUUGACCUGGAAAAAUGUUGGUGUUGUUGCUUUCGUGCUGGUCAUUGCUGGUUUGCUCUUGGUGUUUUUUUGUGUGUACAAACCUUGGAGAGACAAACAGCACAACCAAGGCCACAGAGAAGUGGAAGCGGGUCAGGGCAUUCCAGAACCAAACUCCAUUCCUCUGAUGCAGAAUGAGCGACGUGAUGCCAGAGACAUCAGAAAGCCUGAUGACGGUGAGACUGUUGAAGCUGUGGUUGUUCCCAGUGACCAAGGAGGUGAGCCAGGACAGGAGAGCAGGCAGCCCAUGGACAAUGAAGAGACAGGCGCUGACAACCCUCUGCUGAAUGGAGAUGCCAGGAGCCCAAGAGAGGAAGGCGUGCUAGAAGGGCAGGACAGGAAGCCAGCAGACAGUGGGGGAACAGACCCUGAAUCCUGUCAGAAGACGCAUGCUGAACCCCCUCUAGUGAAUGGACACCAUGAUGUCAGGGUUAACGAUGAGACUAAGGAAGUGACUUCUGGUGCACAGAGUCCAGGACCUCCUCAGAUGAAUGGAGGACCUCCMAUGUCUAACAGAGCUGCWGAGGAGACCACUGCUCUAUUGGACAAACAGGCCWUGGACAAGGACCAAGUCACCAAACCUCCUGAGUUAAUAGACAAAGGAACAAAUGACAUGGAGUCAAGAAGAGAACUAACAAACGGUGGACGUUUGUAUAACAAAAGAGAACCUAACACCAUAUGAUAAGAUACAGUAAUACUUUAUAUAAUAUACAUAUUAUAAGAUACACAUAUGUGACUUGCUUCAUCAUAAUCAGUCAUGUCAACCCCAAGGCACAUUCUGAAAAGUGUCUUUUACUGAUUUUCUAUAAUCUAAGCAGUUUAUUAAGUUAAUUCUCUAUGUGACAGCUGUAACCUGGAUAAGUUAGGACAUGUGUUCUAGUGAUAUCAGUUGAAAUUCCAAAACGGCCCAAGACUUUUAGAAAAUAAUAAUUUAAAUAUGUUAUCUAAAUGUUUAAUUACUAUUAUCUGAAAAUGAGUGUGCGACAUAUGACUGAUUAUGAUACAACAAGUCACAUAUUAGCUAUACAACAUUAUAUAUGAAAUGAUAUGAAAUAAGAUCAUACACUACUAUUGUAUACUAUACAUGCAAGCAAUUAUAUAUAUAACAUACACAUGAAAAGAUGCUUAAAACGUUAACCUCUCUAGUAUAGACAUAUCCAAGGUCAUGAGGUCUCAAUGUCUUGUGGACAUGUCAAAUAGCUAAACAUUGACUAGGCAUUAUUUAGAGUAGGCCUCAUUAUCACAGGGCCCAGUCUAAGAAGCUCUAUUUUACUGAAGGAAGUAUUCAUUAUUUCUGAAUUGAGAGUUAGCAUGUCAGUUAAAAUAACUUGCAUAAUUUGUCCCAUUUAACACACACCUGUAAUCCUACUUUCAGUAAAGAAAGUUAAUGUUCCAUUUUAGCAUCUAGAAGAUACUACGACAGACUUUAUUUAAACCACUGCUUUCAUAGGAAAUCAUGAUUGGUCAGUUAAAACAGGUAACACUUCAUAUGGAUGUUCUCUUUAUAAUGCAUUAAAGGAGCAUUAAUAACACCUUCUAUUCAUAAUGCAUCAGGAUGCACAACAUAGGUGCUAAUAACUGCACAUGAACAUCUAUAACUGCAUAAAGCAUUAUCACCAGGAUGUGUAAUGCCUUAUGAAGCAAAGUAUUACUAUGCCAGA
This is a messenger RNA of Salvelinus sp. IW2-2015, 5123 nucleotides long. RefSeq lists its product as uncharacterized. NCBI's taxonomy places the organism in Eukaryota, Metazoa, Chordata, Actinopteri, Salmoniformes, Salmonidae. The record is from RefSeq and is a predicted model, not a curated record.